Messenger RNA from Spizellomyces punctatus DAOM BR117, 1075 nucleotides. RefSeq lists its product as uncharacterized. The record is from RefSeq and is a predicted model, not a curated record. The transcript has a single exon. Bases 108 to 1055 code for a protein of 315 amino acids. Lineage: Eukaryota; Fungi; Chytridiomycota; Chytridiomycetes; Spizellomycetales; Spizellomycetaceae.
GAUGUUAUAUAACCAUCAUGGAUAUUGUACGUUGAGGUCGACAAAAAAAGAGAAAGGUUACUCUUGAAGCGAUAAAUUUGGAGUAUGGACUUGGAUGACACACCACGAUGAGUUAUUCCACAUUACUGUUUUCGACACCGCCGCGAAAGGUUGCGCCCGAGUCCUUUCCGUCGCAUCAAUCACCGUUGGGCCCACCCCAUCCACCACACCCUCUCUCUCACGCACAUGCAUCAACCCCUCUCCUCCCUCAUCCCCCCCAUGCGCACCCAUCCUCAACACCCCUCCUCCCCCGCCCAGAUCCCUCCCGCAAAAUCCAACAACAACCCAUACCAAGUCCUCGCCGCUCCCUCCUCCUCCCAUCUGCCCGCUCCGCCUCGCAGCCUAUCCUAAAUGACCUUGUUUACUCCUCUUUGACCCGAUCCCCAUAUACGGGGUCCCCGCGUGACAGUGGCAUGCUACUACAAACAUCGCGCGGAACACUCUCCGAUGAUGAUAGUAUCAAAACCCGGACGCCUCCACUCUCGAUCUCGGAUUUAGGUCGAAAAGGAUUAUUAUUAGAUGGUGUGGGUAGACGAGAAGGACGGAAGUCUGUUCCACUUCCUGACAUAAGACCACCAUUAGGAGAUGGUCAAACUGAUUAUGGGCCGGUUCCAACUGGGUUGCUUUCGCCCACGUUUUCGGAUGAGCGAUUGGAUACACUUCCACCCCUCCUUCCCAUUCCCCCGAAAUUCACGACAAAGAACUAUAAAGACAAGACGUUACAAAUGAAGAUUGAGGAUUUUGAUAAAGUUGCGGAAAAGUUGGCGGAUGUUGAGCGGGCUGGGUGGUUUGAAGGGGAAUUGGAUGAGGAGCUUUGGAGGCAGUUGGAAAAAGAGGAUGAGGGGUCCGGUGGGUCUGAUGGGGAGGAGGGUGGUGACGGGGAAAGGGUGGUUCAAGAGGUGGUCAAUGUGCCGAAGCGUUUGAGUUUGGCGCCGACUGGGACGACUUUACCCCCGCUGAUUCAACCUGUGCCUGCCAAACCUGCCGGAUGGCGACGAUGGUGUGGGUGUUUUUGACGAAAAGCAUCCAACAACCU